AGCUUAUGGAUUUUCUCCCUAAACCCAACCCCCCACAUUAUGAAAGUUUCAAUGUCCAAACAUCGGUGCUUUGUGGCCUCAGCAAAGAGGCUUUUACCAUUUGGGAUUAGUCUGAUUGAUUUAAUUGGAACCAGGAUGUAGACGCGAUAAGAUGCUUUUUGCUUCUCGGAUGAAAUGUGGACCGGGGCAUUCAGAGCCUGUUCGGCGUUAUUUCUAGAUCUCUGGUGGGCGAAUAGGACGUGCGAGUGUCGAUUGAUAUCCUGUGCGAAAUGAUGGCGAGUUGGGAAAGGGCUGGAAAAGAAGUGAGAGAUGAUGUUGAGAACUCUCCUCUGUUCCAGUAUUUGCAGGAUCUAGGGCACACUGAUUUUGAGGCAUGUUCACCCAUCUCCCAGGAGCAGGAGGAGGAACUGAGCUCUGGUGCCCAGGACAUCCUUCCCCCUUCCAGACCAGGUGGUAUUUGGAGGCUGGCUGAGAUCCUGCACUCUCUGAGUCCGUUUCGUCAGAGUGGUGCCCCCCUGCAGCUGGAGCAGCAGCUGGACGCUGCGUUCCGGCAGUACUCCCUGCGCUGUGUUUUGUCUCAGGACGUGCUGUUGCAAGAGGACGUGGAGCUUAUUGAGCUGUUAGACCCCAGUGCUCUCUCUCUGGGCUCCACGAGUACUGCCUGCCCGAGUGCCACCUCAGCCCUGCCUGCACCCCGCUACCUCUCCACACCAUCGAUAUGGGAUGUCUCUGUACUGGUCGGACUGGUGGCCAUCCUGCUCACGGUUUGGUGUUCUUGUCAUGAGGAUAGACGGGGUCUGCUAUGGCUGUGUGUUUGUGCGGUGUGUGUCUUGUGUGUGCGUCAUGGCAUUCAUCUGUGGCACAAGGCAGCAAUGCAGCAGCAGGUUCAGGCUCAAGCUGUCCAGCUGGAGAGUUUAGUGAUCAACAGCCGAGCUCUCACCAGCCUGGCACGCAAAUCGCUCCGUCUCAUCCAGGAGACUGAAGUCAUCUCGCGGGGAUUCACCCUUUUACUCGACAGGGUGAGUGCGGCCUGUCCCUUUAACAGGGCGGGGCAUCUGCGCAGCCAGCAGUUAAUUGGUUUGAGGAAAGCAGCCUACCAGAGCCUCCGCUGCGCGUUCCGUGCCUCCCGCAUCGCCACCUGCAUCAUGCUUAAAUCAUUUCCACUCAACUCCGAGAUCGACAACGUCACCAACUAUGUGUCGACCGUGCCAAUCAGAGAACUUGGCCUGGGCCUGGGGGCAGAGCAUCUCUCUGAUGAGCAGGCACAGGAGCUGACCAAUGACUACAGCUUACCUGCUCUCAAAUUGCUCUUUCAAUUGUGGGUGGGCCAGAGCUCUGAGUUUUUCCGCCGAUUGGCUCUGAUGCUGUCCUCUGGGAGGGCGGAGCUAGAAUCCAAGCCCCGCCUUCUCGCGUACAACAGCGUGGCCACUGUCACUGCCUCCCUUCAUCCCUCCCUGGCCUGUUGCCUUGGUGACCUACAGCGCAGCUAUGAAUUCCAUCGAUACUUUGAGAUGCAGCAGCAGGUGCAGAACUCAGGCCGAGCAAGUCGGGCACGACAGAAAUGCAGAGAGCUCAACUCACUGCACACAUCCAUCCGCAGCCUUCAGCUCCACCUCAGAGCCCUGCUCAGCGAGGUGAUCAUUCUGGAGGAUGAGCUGGAGAAGCUGAUGGUUGCUAAGGAGUCAGAGGAGGUGACAUGUGCAGGUUACCAGGAGCUCCGUGAGCGCCUGCACCUCCUGCAGCCUCACAUGCAGGCUAGCUCCUGCUGCUGGGAGGACAUGACUGCUCAGGUGGAGCGCAUGCUGCGCAGGGUCACCCAGUGCCCAGGAAGUGGAGAUAGUCCAGAGGAAGCAGCUGGUCCUGCCCCACCUCCUCCUGCCCCCAUCUCACAUAUAGAUGACACAGACCCUGUUCCAGAGGAACAGGAAUUGGAGGCCUACGUCUCGGACUCGGACUCAGACUCCGAGUGGCGUGGGGCUGUGGACAUGCUGUCACCAUGGGAACGGGAGCGUCAGCGGCGUGAGAGGGAGGAGUCACGCAGAGUGUUACUUGAGCUUAAAUCCGUCCUGGGAAUCCGAACUUCGGAAGGAGAGCGAGACAAACGCAAGCUGCUGCUGUUCAGCGACAAAGCUUCGGUGGGUAAGGUUGCCACCGAGACAUCAGAUCAUUACCCAGAAUCCUCAGCGAGUCCAGGCUGCACAGACCUUGCAGCAUCUGCAAGCAACCACAUCUCCCAGCAGCCUUCAGGAGGAGAGGGGGAGGAGUUAGAGGAAGGAGGAGAAGAGAUGGAGAGAGACAGUACGGAGGACAGAGAGGCAGACGCGGCUGUGACUGAAUUCUGUUGCGGAGAUUCUGAAAGCGCUGCAGAAACGCAAGACAAGAGAGGCGAGGCAGAGGGAACGCGCCUCUUCCAAUCGGACGGGCUAAUGGAUGAGGAGGCGGGCCCGGAUGGAUCACACCCCCUCACUCCCAGAGUCCCCACCCUCUCAGUGAUUGACAGACUUACAGAACUGCAUGGCUCUGAAGUGCUUAGCAUCGGCUCGGCCCUGGCUGCCCAGGUGGCUGCUCGCUCCCACACCUUCACACACCUGCAGGAGUGCACCUACGGGGACUCGGAUGAGGAAGAGGAGGAGGAGGAGGAAGGGGAAAAGGAAGUAAUGUCACAGCCAGAUGAAAUGGAGGCAGCAGAGAACUGAAGGACAACAAGCUGAACUGUUUUAGCAUAUACAGGUUAUUUAUUCCCAUCUGCCCUAGAUUUAUUUAUUAAGCUUGAGGUCAGGAGCGCAGCACAUAUAACUGGUGCGCGAGUGAGUUUAAUAUGUCCUUCCUUUACGUGCCUCCAUGUGUGUUCUUGUUUACACUCUGUCUACUGUCACUUAGUCCACCUGUCCCCUUUUUCUCGCAUUAUGCCUCAGGUACAGGCUAGCAAAUACAGACACGGAAUUCUACAGUAAUUUGCAUCAAAUAUUAGGCUUAUUAUUUAAAUGUGUACAGUAAUAGUUUGGCUACUUAUUGUGCCCUAGAUAGGUUUUUAUUCCUAAACAUUACACCCACAGAAAACAGAUUCAAGCUGACAUUAUCAUCAGCCUGUUUGUUUUUGUGUUACGCAUAAGGUUUGCAUUAUACCCAUUUGAUUCAAAUGACAAGUCAAGUAGGCUAAUAAUGUAAUCACUCAAUAAUAAAUAUAAUAACUUAUAUAAUGAUGGUAAGUAACAAACUAAAAUCACUGACCCUCUGGCUAUGCUUCACAGACCCCACUGUGAGGACCACUAAUGUGUAAGAAUGUUCACACUCACUUUAACAUUUACAUUAAUAAUUUACUACCCAUAAUCCAUCCGAGUUGGUGUGCUGUGCAUCAGUGUGUGUGUUUUGUUGUAAUAGACCUUAUACACUGAUUAUCCUUUAAAGCAAUGUGAUAUAGAAAGAAGCCAGCCACUAGCUUUGAGAAAUCUGUUCAGCUCUAAUCUUUUCGAUGUAUGUGGAUGUCUCAUUGCAUUUACAGCUGUAAAUCUAUGUUAAGGAUGGAAAAAAAAGAAAAAAAAAUUAAUUCACACAGGAUUUCCCUUUACCAUAAAUGUAGCUGCUCAGCCAAGACAUGACUGAUGUCUGAUGUUUGCUUCUGUUAUUCACUGGGGCUACAAGAUGUAAUGAAAUCUUCUAUAAGCUCCAGUUAGUAUUAGGCAAUAUUGCUGCCUCGUAGCAUAAAGAAGCAUGAGUUAUUAUCUUUAUUGUCGAGUUUUUACACUCAUUGGUCUUGGCUGAUGGGAGUGGGAGUGAGUGUAGCCCAUCCUUUUCAAGGUUCAGUGUGAGAUGCUUUUCUGCUCACCACAAUUAUAAAGAGUUACCGUAACCUUCCUCUCGGCUUUAACCACUCUGGCCGUUGUCCUCUGACCUCUCUUAUCAACAAGGCCUCCAGAACUGACGAUCACUGGAUGUUUUUUGUUUUUUGUACCAUUCUGUGUAAACUCUAAAAACUGCUGUGUGUGAAAAUCUCAGGAGAUCAGCAGUUUCUCAGACCAGCCCAUCUGCCCCGGUCAAAGCCACUGAGAUCACAUUUUUCUCCAUCCUUAUGGUUAUGUGCACAUGAGCAGAAGCUCUUGACCUGUAUCUGCAUGAUUUUAUGCAUUGCGCUGCUGCCACAUGAUUGGCUGAUUUGAAUGAAUGCAUGAAUGAGCAGAUUCCUAUUAAAGUGGCCGGCUAGGUGUAUAGUCAGUUUUUAGCCUGUUUGCCUGGCCACUUGAACCGAAUGGGUUAAAUCCAAACCUCAGUAACUUAAAAACAAGUAGGUUUCUAAAUAAUGUCAACUUGAAUCUAAUGGCAAUUUUAAUAUUCUGUAAGUGUAAAGUUCAGAAAUAAUAAUAAAAAAAAAUAAUAAAUAAUAAAAAUAAUUUUAAAAAGUUCAAAAAUAAUAACAAUCAAAAUAAUAAUAAAUAAUAUUUUUUUACUUUAUUAUUAUAAAUAAUAAAGUACAUAAAUAAUAAAGCUCUAUUUAUGGCUUUAAUAAAUAGCCAAAUUAUUAUAGUACGCAUUUAUGUAAGGUGUGUAAUAUUUGAAUAGGUGAUUUAUGUUCAUGAAAUAAAUCUGUGCUGAGGGA
This is a messenger RNA of Pangasianodon hypophthalmus (striped catfish), 4594 nucleotides long. RefSeq names its product vezatin, adherens junctions transmembrane protein (gene vezt). Gene Ontology annotation, biological process: cell-cell adhesion. Lineage: Eukaryota; Metazoa; Chordata; Actinopteri; Siluriformes; Pangasiidae. The transcript is spliced from 12 exons. Gene Ontology annotation, cellular component: plasma membrane. Gene Ontology annotation, molecular function: myosin binding. The record is from RefSeq and is a predicted model, not a curated record. The coding region runs from base 270 to 2696 and encodes 808 amino acids.